This is a messenger RNA of Carassius carassius (crucian carp), 1831 nucleotides long. RefSeq lists its product as uncharacterized. The record is from RefSeq and is a predicted model, not a curated record. NCBI's taxonomy places the organism in Eukaryota, Metazoa, Chordata, Actinopteri, Cypriniformes, Cyprinidae. The transcript has 6 exons. Bases 72 to 1565 code for a protein of 497 amino acids.
AUAAACUUGUUUCUUUUUGUUCACCAGGUGUGUCUAGUACAGAGACAGAUGGAACUGAGUCUGUGUCGGUGAUGGAAGGAGAUUCUGUUACUCUAAACUCCAAUGUUACCGAAAUACUGAAUGGUGAUAAUAUACUGUGGAUGUUUGGACCUACAGACUUUCUCAUAUCUCAAAUUGGAAGAAAGAAUGACUUCACUUCAUUUUUUGUCACCGAUGAUGAGGGAUUCAGAGACAGAUUACAGGUGGACCAAAAAAGUGGAUCUCUCACCAUCAGAAACACUAGAAUCAGACACUCAGGACACUAUAAAAUAACCAUCACUAAAGAAAAAAUAACGUCCAAGAUAUUUAUUGUUAAUGUCUCAGCUGUGGUUGGUGAUAUGGAUGGAGUAAAGUCAGUGUCAGUAUCAGUGAAGGAGGGAGAUCCUGUCACUCUAAACCCUGAUGCUGAAAUUCACAGAGAUGCUCUAAUGCUGUGGAUGUUUGUAGAAAAAGGCAUUCUCCUAGCUAAAGUUGACAUUGAGACUAACAAGACCUCAUUAUACAAUGAUAAUGAGAGAUUCAGAGACAGACUGAAGCUGGAUCAUCAGACUGGAUCUCUGACUAUCAAGAACACCAGAAUCACAGACUCUGGACUUUAUGAACUGCAGAUCAGAGGCAGUGAGAGUUUACAGCGAUUCUUUGUUUCUGUCAGUGCUCUUCCAGAUCCAGGUCUGUCUCCAGGUGCUAUAGCAGGAAUCUGUUUAGGUGUUAUAGUUUCUCUUGUAGCUGCAGCUGGUGCUUUACUUUACUAUCGCCAAAGGGUUUCUAAAUCAAAAAGCCAAAUAACUGUGACAGGUGAAGAUCAAAAGCCAUUGAUUGAGGGAAAGUCUGUCACUCUGUGCACUGGUCUUACUGAAAUACAGAGGGAUCACAUGAUAGAGUGGUGGUAUGAAGGUGAAGACAGUCUCAUUGCUAAAGUCAAUGGAGAGUCCAGAGAGACAUCUGAUGGUGCUGAUGGGAGAUUCAGAAGCAAACUAAGUCUGAAUGCAAAAGGAGAUCUCACUAUCAGUAACAUCAGGACCAUACAUUCUGGACUCUAUAAGUUGAAGAUCAUCAGCAACAGGAGCUGCAGAAGCAACAUCACUGGAAACCCCACAUACAAGAGAUUCAGUGUUACCAUCAGUGUGAAUUCAGUGACCGUGCAGGAGGGAGACUCUGUCAGUUUUCAGACUGAAGCUCAAAUACAGAGAGGUGAUCUGAUACUUUGGACGUUUGGAGCUGUAAACCUUCUCGUUAUUAGAGCCGGACUAACAGGAACUGAGAGUAUUCAUGAGGACUUCAGAGACAGACUGGAGCUGGAUCAUCAGACUGGAUCUCUGACCAUCACAAAUAUCACAAUCAAAGACUCUGGACAUUUUAAACUACAGAUCAUCAACCACCAAAAGACCACAUUUGGAAGAUUCAAUGUGACUGUCACUGCUUCCACUGGAAACCAACGGAGUGAAUCAGAGACUGUAGUGAUGCCGCUGUUGAGUGAAGAUGUAGCUAAUGGAGUGAAUCAGCAGCAACAGACAACUCCACUUUAAUGAGAUAAGACACGCCCACCAGUGUCAGUCACUCUGACAUCAUCAACAUUUGAGCUCAACAACAAAUUCUGCUUUCAUGAAUGUGAGAAACAAAUCGGUAUGCAGUAAAAAAGUUGGAAUGAAAAGAUGUACUACACUCCUAAACAUAAAAAAGCCAAAAGGGAGUUUCUGCUGUGAUGCCAUUGAAGAAUCAUUUUUGGUUCCUCAAACAGUGAACAGUUCAUAAAAGAACUAUUUUUAUUAAUGUUAACCAUCAUACUUUCCUC